Molecule: messenger RNA, 306 nt
Organism: Pelobates cultripes (western spadefoot toad)
Lineage: Eukaryota; Metazoa; Chordata; Amphibia; Anura; Pelobatidae
Source: the annotation of a GenBank genome assembly
AUGGACAUCGAUAGAAGCACAUUGGGCAACCCCAACAGAGCUGCAAACCUAUUUCUGGACCCCGAUAAAAUGGAGACCACAAACACUCCAAUUAUUGCCUACGACCCAAUUCUUGCUAGACAUUUGGGACUUGCUCAAACACGAAAUGACAAACUACCAACCAAUCCCGUUUGCUACCCCCAUAGUCGCACUAGCGAAAAUAAUCCCCACAUUAGACAAAGAACCAUGGCUAACACAUGGCGUGAAAUAUAUCGCACAACUUUACGAAGAAGGAGCACUGUUAACAUUCCCGAAGUUGCAAAAUAA